This is a messenger RNA of Tarenaya hassleriana, 1724 nucleotides long. Its product is annotated as proline dehydrogenase 2, mitochondrial. The transcript has 4 exons. Gene Ontology annotation, molecular function: proline dehydrogenase activity; FAD binding. Gene Ontology annotation, cellular component: mitochondrion. NCBI's taxonomy places the organism in Eukaryota, Viridiplantae, Streptophyta, Magnoliopsida, Brassicales, Cleomaceae. The record is from RefSeq and is a predicted model, not a curated record. The coding region runs from base 123 to 1619 and encodes 498 amino acids.
UGAAUCUCUCUCGGGGCGCUUUAGGCAAAAGAGAAGAAUAAUUGAAAUAGGGCGAAGAGGAGAAGAAAAAAAACAGAGACAUCGAGAAAUACGAACAUACAAAAAAAAAGUCUCCGACUUUUAUGGCAACCCGUCUCCUCCGAUCACCGACCCUCCUCCGGCGUAUCCGCUGCUCCUCCCCUGCGACCCCCCUCGUCGGAAAUCCCUCCGCCGCCGCCUCCACCGCCGCCGUCCCCGACAUCCUCGCCUUCGGACAACCAAAACCCGACGAGCCCGAGCCUCUGCAACCCAAAUCCAUCCCCGACCUCGACAUCUCCGACGAGGCCAGACUCUUCGCCGGCGUUCCCACGACGGAGCUCCUACGCUCCACCGCUGUGCUCCAUGCGGCGGCGAUCGGGCCAAUGGUCGAUCUUGGGUCAUGGGUCAUGAGCUCCAAACUCAUGGACAUGGCGACAACGAGGGAAAUUGUUAACGGAAUCGUAAGGAGGACGUUCUACGAUCACUUCUGCGCCGGAGAGGACGCGGCGGCGGCAGGGCGACGCGUGAGACGCGUGUACGAGUCUACGGGUCUAAAGGGUAUGCUCGUCUACGGCGUAGAACACUCCGACGACGGCGGCGCGUGUGACGACAAUAUGCAGAAGUUCCUCGAGACCAUCGAUGCCGCGAGAGCAGUUCCUUCUGAUUACGUUAGCUCCGUGGUUGUGAAGAUAACGGCGAUUUGUCCGAUCAGCUUGUUGAGACGAGUGAGCGACCUGCUUCGUUGGCAAUACAAAAACCCUAGUUUUGUUCUCCCUUGGAAGCUCAAGACGUUGCCGGUUUUCUCCGGUUCAAGCCCACUUUACCACACCCACUCUAAGCCGGAACCGUUGACCGGAGAGGAAGAACGAGAGCUCGAAAACGCACACGAAAGGCUACGAACCAUAUGCCGCGCGUGUCAAGAGGCCAAUGUACCGUUGUUGAUCGACGCCGAGGACACGAUCCUCCAACCCGCGAUCGAUUACAUGGCGUAUUGGUCGGCGAUCUUGUUCAAUUCCGACAAGAGGAGACCGAUAGUGUACAAUACGAUUCAGGCGUAUCUGAAAGAUUCGGGGGAGAGAUUGCACUUGGCUUUACGAGAAGCCGAGAAAUCGGGAGUUCCUUUAGGGUUCAAGCUCGUGAGAGGUGCUUACAUGUCGAGCGAGGGGAGACUGGCGAGUUCCUUGGGUUGCAAGUCACCGGUUCACGACACUAUCCAGGAGACUCACGCUAGCUACAACGAAUGCAUGUCGUUCUUGCUCGAGAAGGCCGCGAGUGGUUCGGGCGUAGGUGUCGUUCUCGCCACUCAUAACACCGAUUCAGGUAAACUAGCGGUGAAGAAGGCGAAGGAUCUCGGGAUCGAUAUUGAGGAGAGGAAGAUCGAGUUUGCGCAGUUGUACGGGAUGUCGGAUUCCUUGUCGUUCGGGCUGAAGAAGGCAGGUUUCAACGUCAGCAAGUACAUGCCGUUUGGACCGGUCGAGACAGCGAUACCAUACUUGCUCAGACGGGCGGAGGAGAACCGGGGAAUGCUCGCCACUACGUCCCUUGACCGCCAACUUAUGAGGAAGGAGCUCAAGAGGAGAUUGAAGGCUGCGAUUGUGUGAGUGAAGACUUCAAAAUGUAGAUUUAAGAAAUUAUUCGAAUUUAAGUUUCGCAAUGUAUGUUAAUAUGUUUCUUUCCUGAUUAAUAAUAAUAAUGCUUUUAGCAUA